Molecule: messenger RNA, 2960 nt
Organism: Cicer arietinum (chickpea)
Lineage: Eukaryota; Viridiplantae; Streptophyta; Magnoliopsida; Fabales; Fabaceae
Product: DNA (cytosine-5)-methyltransferase CMT3
Biological process (GO): negative regulation of gene expression via chromosomal CpG island methylation
Cellular component (GO): nucleus
Molecular function (GO): DNA (cytosine-5-)-methyltransferase activity; chromatin binding; DNA binding
Source: RefSeq, a predicted model, not a curated record
GCCCAAUAAAAAAAGCCCAGAACCUCAACCGCGCAAUCAUUGAUUCCAACACUGGAAAAACUACCUUGAAUUUCGUCUUCCCGCUUCCACCAAAAUUCUUCAAAAAUUUUCAGCGCCACUUAUAAAUAUCUUCACAUUUCUCUUCAAUUUUCACAAUUUCGAUCUAUAAUUUAUCUUAAUCUAUUACGUUACCAUGCCAAGUAAGCGCAAAACUAGGUCAUCUUCUACUUCCUCUGUGGAUGCUGCAACUGUCGCCGCUGAUUCAACUUCCGGCGAGACUCCGAACAAAUCCAGGAGGAAGACGAAUCUGAAAACUUCUGUAGUCGUAGCAGUUGAUAAAAACGAAAAAAGUGAUGCUGCUGAUUUGAAUGUUGACCGUAACGGAAACAGUGAAGAUGAAGGUUCUAAUUCCAGAUUUGUUGGAGAUCCGAUUUCCGAUGAAAAAGCUAAACGCCGAUGGCCAAAUCGGUAUCAAGAAAAGGAAAAGAAGCCAUCCACAAAAUCGAAGUCAAAUAGUAGUGACGAUGAAGAGAUUCUUCAAGCUCGACAUCACUACACAGAGGCAGAGAUUGAUGGGUGUACAAUUUACAAACUUAACGAUGAUGCCCAUGUGAAAGGGGAGGAAGGUGGAGAAAAUUAUAUCUGUAAAAUUGUUGAGAUGUUUGAGGCAGUUGAUGGAGGAUUGUACUUCACAGCACAAUGGUAUUAUAGAGCAAAGGAUACAGUCAUUCAAAACCUUGGACAUCUUAUUGAACCAAAGCGAGUAUUCUUUUCAGAAGUCCAAGACGACAACCCACUGGAUUGUCUUGUUGAAAAGUUAAACAUUGCCAGAUUACCACUAAAUGUGAAUUUUGAUGCAAAGAAGAAAGUAAUUCCACCUUGCGAUUAUUACUGCGACACACUCUAUCUUCUGCCAUACUCCACAUUUGUUAAAUUACCAUCAGAAAGCAAGGAAGGUGGUAGCGAGUCUUCCUCUACAAUUUCAUCCGAAAUUGAAGUAAAUGGAAGAUCUGAGGUGAACUCUAAAAUUGGUAACACUUUUCAUAGUGAAGAAAGUAAAGAACCAGAGCUGAAGUUGUUAGAUUUAUAUUCUGGUUGUGGAGCAAUGUCAACUGGUUUAUGUCAAGGUGGAAUCUUGUCUGGUUCAAAUAUUGUUACAAGAUGGGCAGUGGAUCUUAACGAACAUGCCUGUAAGAGUCUUAAACUAAACCAUCCAGAAACUGAGGUUAGAAAUGAAACCGCGGAAAAUUUCCUCUCAUUAUUGAAAGAAUGGGAGAAGCUAUGCAGUUACUUCUCUUUAGUCCAAAACAAGGUGCCGCAUAAGGAAUAUGUGGAUCUUUUUAAUGCAGAAGAGGAAGAGGAUGAUGACACGGGUGGCGAAGAAGACAACAAUGACGAAGAAGUGUUUGAAGUUUCCGAAGUGCUUGCAGUGCGAUAUGGUGAUCCAAAGAAAAACAAACCAGGGUUAUACUUAAAGGUUUCUUGGAAGGGAUAUGGAUCUGAUGCAGACUCUUGGGAGCCAAUUGAUGGUCUAAGUAAUUGCAAGGAAAGGAUAAAGGAUUUUGUGACUCAAGGCUUCAAGUCAAAAGUCUUACCAUUGCCGGGAGAUGUCGAUGUAGUAUGUGGCGGACCUCCAUGUCAAGGAAUAAGUGGUUUCAACCGUUUUAGGAACAAAGAGAAUCCCUUAGAAGAUGAAAAGAACAAACAAUUGGUGGUUUACAUGGAUAUUGUUAAUUACCUUCAGCCCAAAUUUGCUUUGAUGGAAAAUGUGGUUGAUCUUGUUAAGUUUGCGAAUGGAUUUCUUGGAAGAUAUGCAUUGGGUCGUCUUGUUCAAAUGAACUAUCAAAGUCGCUUGGGAAUUAUGGCUGCUGGAGCUUAUGGACUUCCUCAGUUUCGCUUGCGUGUCUUCAUAUGGGGGGCUGCACCUUCGGAGAUGCUGCCUCAAUUUCCACUUCCAACUCAUGAUGUUGUAUUAAGAGGUUUUAUUCCUUCGGAGUUUGAGAGUAGCACAGUUGCGUAUAAUGAAGGACACAAUGUUCAACUUCAAAGAAAACUUUUGUUGGAAGAUGCUAUUUCUGACCUUCCUAUGAUUGAGAAUAAUGAAAGACGAGAUGACAUGGAGUACGACAAACCUCCCCAAACAGAGUUCCAACAGUUCAUUAGAUUAAGCAAAAAUGAAAUGUUAGGUAUUUCAACUGAGAAGAAGUCUUCAAACUCUUUGCUUCAUGAUCAUCGUUCUCUCGAAUUGAAUGUGGAUGAUUAUCAACGUGUGUGUCGGAUUCCAAAAAAGAAGGGGGCUUGCUUCAGAGAUUUACCUGGUGUUCGUGUGCGGCCUGACAAUAAAGUUGAAUGGGAUCCUAAAGUAAAACGUGUAUAUUUGGAUUCGGGAAAACCAUUGGUUCCAGAUUAUGCUAUGUCUUUUGUGCAUGGAGGUUCAUCAAAACCUUUUGCUCGAUUAUGGUGGGAUGAAACUGUUCCAACUGUUGUGACAAGAGCAGAACCUCAUAAUCAGGCAAUUAUGCAUCCAAUGCAAGAUAGAGUGUUGUCAAUUCGGGAAAAUGCAAGACUUCAAGGUUUUCCUGACUUUUAUAAACUAUGUGGGCCAGUCAAAGAAAGGUACAUUCAAGUUGGGAAUGCAGUUGCAGUUCCAGUUGCAAGAGCUUUAGGAUAUAGUCUUGGUCUUGCAUUUCAGGGUGCUGUUGUCGAAGGGCCAUUGUACAAGUUGCCUGAUAAGUUUCCCAUGAUUAGAGAUCGGGUUUCCUCCGUUUCAUCCGAAGAUGAUGCAUAAUGUAACUUGAGUUUGUAUUUGUACCAUUAUUAUAUUAAUUUAUAAUUUAUCACAUAGUUGUAACAAAUUUGUAUCAUCAUCAUUGUUAUGUAACAUUAUUCUUCAACAUUGUUAUUUAACAUUAGAUUUUAAUAUCAAUCUACUACAAUCAUUCAUGGGGAUGAUUUUAUAA